UUUUUCAGAGAAUAUACGCACGAUGACGAGAAAGCUGGGAGAAGCUCAACAAAUGCAUUUCGCGGAGUAUGCAGUUGCAGUACCGGCAAAUCACAACCAUGUGAUCCUACUGAUAAGCAAUUUAAUACUUUGAUUCCAUGGUGUUUGCCACAUACCUCGAGCCGACACAACAAUUGGAAGGGUCUGUACGGGAGAAUUGAAUGGAAGGGAUUUUUCAGUACGACUAUUACAAAUCCAGAGCCGAUGGGCAAAAUGGGCCGUGUCUUGCAUCCAGCGCAAAAUCGAGUUGUCAGCGUGAGAGAGUGUGCGAGAUCCCAAGCUUUUCCCGAUUCAUUUCGUUUCUUCGGUACAAUAACCGAUAAACAUAGACAAAUUGGCAAUGCAGUGCCACCACCGUUGGCAGCUGCUAUCGGUCACGAGAUAAGAAAGUGUAUCCGUGAUGUAACGUUAAGCACAGAACCCAAUCUUACGAACGGCUAUAUUGCUGAAGCAACAACGAGCAAAGAUUUUAACAAUAGUUUUAACGAAAGUCACGACAAAAGCCUUGACAAAAGUAAUAAAGAUGUACCUGAUUCUCCAAUAAGUCACGACAAUGCAAACAACAAUCUUAACAACAACAAAGAUACAGCCAAUUGAUGAUAUUUUUGAUAAAAAAAUGAAGAAAGAAAAAUUAUUAAAUCUUUAUUGUAAAUGAUAUUCAGUAAUUUUAUUACUAUUUCGCUAUUUUCUAUGUGAAGAUACAGUUCAAUUUAAGUAAAUUUAGAUAAUACAUCUUUUUUGUAGGCUGUAUUGAACAGUCAAAUUCAGUUAUUUUAUUAUCAUUUCGCUAUUUUCUAUGUGAAGAUACAUUUCAAUUUGAAUUUAGAUAAUGCAUCUUUCUUGUAGGUUGCUGUAUUGAACAAUCAAAUGUGUUCCACAAGGAAGUGAAAUUGUACAAAAUCUUAUGAAUCAAAAAUAAAAUCUUAUUAAAAUAAAAAAAUAUGUAACUGGACACUGUAUGAUUGUAGUUAGAAUUUUUAAAUUAUACAUGAAGGUUGAAACUAUUUGUCAACGCAAUCACGUAAUACAUAGGCAAUUCGACAUACGUAACAUGUUCUACUUUCAAAUAUAUGUCAUUAGCUGUCUCAUGACGGUGGAAGAUCAAGUUUUUACUAAUAUUCAAUAGUGUAUACAUUCGAGUGUGAUCGUCUCGCAGUUGCGAAUAUAUAGUUGAAGGGAAUGGUACGGAAAUUUAUUUGUACCUACUUAUCUCCGAUUUUGGACGAAUUUUAUUGCAUUGGAUUGCGUUGGAUUGCAUUGAAUGACGAUUUAACUGCAAAUCGAACUGACUUGGAGUACAUUCGUAUAUCUCAUGGUAUAUCUCUAUUGUUUGGCAUCUUUUGCUUUGUAGCAUCAAUAAAAAAUAACAGUAGAAAGAUUAA
Molecule: messenger RNA, 1421 nt
Organism: Wasmannia auropunctata (little fire ant)
Lineage: Eukaryota; Metazoa; Arthropoda; Insecta; Hymenoptera; Formicidae
Product: DNA (cytosine-5)-methyltransferase PliMCI-like
Exons: 2
Coding region: 244-636 (130 amino acids)
Cellular component (GO): nucleus
Molecular function (GO): methyltransferase activity
Source: RefSeq, a predicted model, not a curated record